Exophiala dermatitidis NIH/UT8656 is the source of this 2061-nucleotide messenger RNA. RefSeq lists its product as uncharacterized. The record is from RefSeq and is a predicted model, not a curated record. Bases 1 to 2061 code for a protein of 686 amino acids. The transcript has a single exon. Gene Ontology annotation, biological process: DNA-templated transcription; positive regulation of transcription by RNA polymerase II. Gene Ontology annotation, molecular function: DNA-binding transcription factor activity, RNA polymerase II-specific; sequence-specific DNA binding; zinc ion binding. Lineage: Eukaryota; Fungi; Ascomycota; Eurotiomycetes; Chaetothyriales; Herpotrichiellaceae.
AUGGCCUACACGACUCACCGGUUUCGGCUGCCCGCCCCCUUGGAUCCUAAAGCCAACGACACGGGGAACGGCUCAGCGACUCCUGCUUCUGAUGGUAUCUCAGAUACAAGCGCUCAUCUCAAACUUGGCCUCGCGGCCUGCAAUCGCUGUCGAAGACUGAAAAAGCGGUGCAGUAAGCAGCCUCCCCGGUGUGAGCUGUGCAUUCAUGCUGGCAAAAGAUGCUCCCUGUCCAAUGCAGACGCCCCAUCAACGCCUAGGAGGGGGAAUUCACAGCCAGGAAGAGAGUGGCCUGUCCGCUCGACUGAUGGAUAUGGAUACCCGUCGCCUCCAGACCUUUCCGCGAUGGUAUCUGGGCCUGAAGUCAGCCAGUCGACCGGGACCUCCACGGCAGACGAAUCUUCAUCACACCAUUUUCAGCCAGGCGCGGUCAUAGCCCACGAAACCGGGCAAUAUCUGCCUGUGAAUGCCGAUACGCUCUUUGUGGAUGAUAGCCAGGGCGGUCCUGGACAGAGAUCUCAGCCUCAUAUCUGGAGAGAGAUCAUCUCUCACGGUACGCCAAGUUCUGACACAGGGUCGAUGCUCGCGCAGCCCUCGUUCGUUGAAGCUGGCAAUGACACGGGGCACAUGGCGCAGCUGCAUGCAUACUUCCGUCACGUCGGCCGGGUUUACCCUUUCAUUGAUAAGAGCAAGCUUCUUCGCACGGCCCAGGCACUCUCUGGCCAGGACCUCAGAGACAGCAACGACCCGGAGGCGCGAAUCUUAUACCUCGUUAGGGCGAUUGGCCGGACGACGUUGGAGCGUAAGAGUGGCGAGGCCCCAAAAGAAACCGCAGGAACCGAAAUUCCGUAUGCAGAUAUCCUGCAGCAUUGCAUGAUGCAUGAGAACGAACAGACGGUUCGGAUUCUUGCAUUACUGGCCAUCCACUCGUUGUUUGAUCCAAAGGGUAUGCCAACAAUCUCCAUCGUCCGAAUUCUAACGCAGCAAGCUAUGACGCUCGGCCUCACGAAGACUUCCACUCAGGAAGACGCGCUGUCGCCACAGGAUGUUGAACUACGCCAUCGCCUGUUCUGGAGCAUCUUUGUUCUCGACCGCAUGACAGCCUUUUCACUUGGUCAGCCAGCUGGACUCGUGACGUCCGACACUGAUGUCCCAUUCCCAACAUUGACUGUCUCGGAAUUUGCGUCGCCUGAAAGAGCCAACUACGCCUACAUGCUGCAAGUCAGUCGCCACGUUAUCCAGCUGCGAACUCUGGAGAGCCAAAUAUUGGCGCAAGUCCACUUGAGAAGCCGUUCCGACGUGAGUGCCCUGGCUGCAUUAGACCGCGCCGCCAUCAUAUCUCGACUCCGCUUAGAAAUCGCCAACUGGUACGGCAACGGUUGCUUGAUUUCACUGCCGGAAGAAGAUAACAUUCCCAUCCACAACUCCAUCACGUGGCUCAAUGCGAGAUACUACCAUCUCCUGCUGAUUCUGUACUACCCGUGCCACUUCAAUUCAGGGGCGAGCUACGUCUCCAAGAUCGAGUAUUUCGAUUUCCUCCGGAAACACGUCCAAUAUAACAAGGUAUUGCUUGCAGAUGGUCAGCUCCCGCUCAACGCCAUAACGCUGUGCCGGCUGAUGCCUGUGUGCUUGGUCCUUCUAUAUUGCUACGACCUUUCGACAGCGGAAGACAUUCUUGAUUCUAUCCACCUGCUGGAAGCCUUUCCUGUUGCAUGGAGCAAAGCUCAUCAUGCAGCACGGACAAUGCGGGAAUACAAGUCACUCAUCUCAAACAGCGCGGGCGCGUCAACAAGCAGCUUACCGUUCUCCCAGCAACCGGCCGACCUUCGACUCUCCGACCAUCAGACAAGGUUGCAAUGCCUGAAAAGGGACCUUGUCGCUGUUUGUCGUGAUCUUCUGGGUAAAAGCACUUGUUAUCAGUAUGUCGACUGGGAUAUUGGGCCAAAAUCGAUUGAGUUCUCGAGCCACGGUGUGCAGUCUAAGGACGCCAUUCAUUCCCGAUCGACCGCAACCCGACCAGCAAUGCUCCAACCGAGCUACGUCGACCUUGGAUUUCUGUACUGA